This is a messenger RNA of Punica granatum (pomegranate), 1547 nucleotides long. Lineage: Eukaryota; Viridiplantae; Streptophyta; Magnoliopsida; Myrtales; Lythraceae. The record is from RefSeq and is a predicted model, not a curated record.
UUCGUUUUCUCCAUCGCCAUUUUUGUAUUUUUGGGUUUCUCUGUCGAUCGGAAAAAUCAGUUACAGUGACGGAGGAGGCGGAGGGCUGGCGAGGAAAUGCGGUGAAGCGCCAGGGGUUAGAGCGAGCCCGGGAUAUCGAAGAGGCGAGAGCGAUCUGAGGCGCGGCGUUGGCGUCGAGUUGUGUGGAGAAAAUGAGCUCGGAUUCCAUCUCCUCGAGCUCGCAUGGCAACGUCGACGAGCAGAUUUCCCAGCUCAUGCAGUGCAAGCCGUUGUCCGAACAGGAGGUGAGAGUGCUCUGUGAGAAGGCCAAGGAGAUUCUAAUGGUAGAAAGCAAUGUGCAGCCUGUCAAAAGCCCUGUUACAAUAUGUGGUGAUAUUCACGGGCAGUUCCAUGAUCUGGCUGAGCUUUUUCGUAUUGGGGGAAAGUGCCCAGACACCAAUUACUUGUUCAUGGGAGACUAUGUCGAUCGUGGGUAUUAUUCAGUUGAAACUGUUACUCUCUUGGUGGCUCUUAAAGUGCGUUAUCCUCAACGGAUUACAAUUCUGAGGGGCAACCAUGAAAGUCGGCAGAUUACUCAAGUUUAUGGAUUUUAUGAUGAAUGCCUGAGGAAGUAUGGCAAUGCUAAUGUUUGGAAGAUAUUUACUGAUCUUUUUGACUAUUUCCCGCUGACAGCACUGGUUGAAUCGGAAAUAUUUUGUUUACAUGGUGGGUUAUCUCCAUCAAUUGAAACCCUCGAUAACAUACGUAACUUUGAUCGAGUCCAAGAAGUUCCUCAUGAGGGGCCAAUGUGCGACCUUCUAUGGUCUGACCCUGACGAUCGCUGUGGUUGGGGCAUAUCGCCUAGGGGAGCAGGAUAUACCUUUGGUCAGGACAUAUCCGAACAAUUUAACCAUACCAACAACUUGAAGCUAAUAGCUAGAGCUCACCAGUUGGUUAUGGAAGGAUAUAACUGGGGCCAUGAUCAAAAAGUAGUCACCAUAUUCAGUGCCCCGAACUACUGUUAUCGCUGCGGCAACAUGGCAUCCAUCCUCGAAGUUGAUGAUUGCAGGGACCACACUUUCAUUCAGUUUGAGCCAGCUCCAAGGAGGGGAGAGCCUGACGUGACUCGAAGGACACCUGAUUACUUCCUAUGAUGAAAGUCGUUUGGCUGAACAUUCCUAAGCUUCAGUCCCUGCCUGUGUCGUCAUAGCGUACUUUGGAUUCCUGAAACUCCCAUUGCAGCAAAAACUGCAGGCGAGAGAGGUUCACUGGAAACCUGACAAAGCUUCACCUGGGUGGGUUGACUUGAUGCUCCUGCAACAUUUCAUUCCUCAAUAGAGAAGCAUUUGCAGCCCCACGAUGGUGGUAGCGGCAUAUAUUGUGUGUGUUUCUUGGCGCCGUUUCAUCUUUAAAACUGAACCGCGACCUUUGAUUGUCGGGAUCUAUAGAUUGUUGGGAUGGUUUUUGCCUCUCUGAUUCUUUCUUUUUAACCUUUAUUAAUUGUGUGUAAUAUUUGACUUGAGAUUUUCUUUGAGUAAUACUACAAGUUGGGGCUCCGAAAACUGUGA